AUGUCACAUCUUACCACCGAGGCAAAAGCUGCCGUAAAAGCGAACUUGGAGCUCGAGCUGAAAGCGCGAGGAGAGAAACUCGUUGCGAUGUGCGAGGCUCAGGUCGCGAGUCUUCGAUCCCGUCUGGAACGACGCGUCAACCGCAUACCUAACAGCAAGCGCGACAUGAGCCUCGUAGAAUUGCUUGAUCCAUCUACCAAUGGUCCCGCUAAGACCGCGAAACCCUCGCCAGCGAAGAGAGACCUUGCGCCAGCUGCCGCCCACGCGCCAGUACCUGCUCGUACUGCUACACAGCUAGCCGCACGUAAGACCAGAGCAGCGCCUGCGAAAGCCGCACCAAAGCCUGCUCCGAAAGCGACAACUCGUGGCAAGAAGCGCCCAUCAGAUGAUGGCGAUAAGGAAAACGAAGAGCUCAGCGUGCCGAAGAAACGCGUCAAGGCCGCGACCAAGCCAGCAGCACCGGCGCCGGUACCAGCUGCGCGUAGCACUCGGGCUGCUUCCAAGAAAGGUGCUCCACCAGCAGCGCCCCAGGUCCUUUCGCCGAGGCCUACCAACAGCCGGCCUGCCACCCGUACACGUCGUGCGCGAUGA
Molecule: messenger RNA, 591 nt
Organism: Didymosphaeria variabile
Lineage: Eukaryota; Fungi; Ascomycota; Dothideomycetes; Pleosporales; Didymosphaeriaceae
Exons: 2
Coding region: 1-591 (196 amino acids)
Biological process (GO): mitotic sister chromatid segregation
Cellular component (GO): chromosome passenger complex; chromosome, centromeric region; spindle midzone
Source: RefSeq, a predicted model, not a curated record